Messenger RNA from Echinops telfairi (small Madagascar hedgehog), 2844 nucleotides. RefSeq names its product heparan sulfate 6-O-sulfotransferase 3 (gene HS6ST3). Gene Ontology annotation, cellular component: membrane. The transcript has 2 exons. Gene Ontology annotation, molecular function: heparan sulfate 6-sulfotransferase activity. The record is from RefSeq and is a predicted model, not a curated record. The annotation marks the transcript as partial. NCBI's taxonomy places the organism in Eukaryota, Metazoa, Chordata, Mammalia, Afrosoricida, Tenrecidae.
GAGGAGGAACCGGACCCCGAGGCCCCGGAGAACGGCUCCCUGCCCCGCUUCGUGGAGCGCUUCAACUUCACCCUGAAGGACCUGACCCGCUUCGUGGAUUUCAACAUCAAGGGGCGCGACGUGAUCGUGUUCCUGCACAUCCAGAAGACCGGGGGCACCACCUUCGGCCGCCACCUGGUGAAGAACAUCCGGCUGGAGCAGCCGUGCAGCUGCAAAGCCGGCCAGAAGAAGUGCACCUGCCACCGGCCCGGCAAGAAGGAGACGUGGCUCUUCUCCCGCUUCUCCACGGGCUGGAGCUGCGGGCUGCACGCCGACUGGACGGAGCUCACCAACUGCGUGCCGGCCAUCAUGGAGAAGAAGGACUGUCCCCCCAACCACAGCCACACCAGGAAUUUCUAUUACAUCACGAUGCUGCGGGAUCCAGUGUCGCGUUACCUGAGCGAGUGGAAACACGUCCAGAGGGGGGCCACGUGGAAAACCUCUCUCCAUAUGUGUGAUGGGAGAAGCCCCACCGCCGAUGAGCUGCCCACCUGCUACCCAGGGGAUGACUGGUCAGGCGUCAGCUUGCGGGAGUUUAUGGACUGCAGCUACAACCUGGCCAACAACCGCCAGGUGCGGAUGCUGGCCGACCUCAGCCUCGUGGGCUGCUACAACUUGACGUUCAUGAACGAGAGCGAGAGAAACACCAUCCUGCUGCAGAGCGCCAAGAGCAACCUGAAGAACAUGGCCUUCUUCGGCCUCACGGAGUUCCAGAGGAAGACGCAGUUUCUGUUUGAGAGAACAUUCAACCUCAAGUUCAUCUCCCCGUUCACGCAGUUCAACAUCACCAGGGCUUCCAACGUGGAGAUCAACGAGGGCGCGCGUCGGCGCAUCGAGGAGCUCAACUUCCUGGACGUGCAGCUUUAUGAGUUCGCGAAAGAUCUUUUCCAGCAGCGCUACCACCACACCAAGCAGCUGGAGCGCCGGAGGGACCGGCAAAAGAGGCGGGAGGAGCGGAGGAGGCUGCAGCGGGAGCACAGGGGCCACCGGGACCCCAAAGAAGACGGGGCCUCAGAGGGGGCGGUCACCGAGGACUACAACAGCCAGGUGGUGAGAUGGUGACCCCAGGCCCUCUCCUCGCCCGGAGGGGGAGGCUAUGCAGGCGCAUUGACCUUUGCUGCAUUACCUUGGAGAGGGAAGAUGGCCUCGCGGCAGUAGAUGGCUUCCUUUCCGCAUCUGCCUCCUCGUUGUCUUCAUUGUAUCCGGAUGGAGAGUAUCAGUCUUAUUUUGCUUCCUUUCCGCCUGACGGUUUUCGGUCAGUGCCGUCACGUGGGGUAGGAGCGCAUGCGUCAUAGACCACCUCGGGAGGCUUGUCAUGGAGCAACGCACCAAAAGAGAACGAGUCCCGGCCAUUACGUUAGUGGUGGCGAACUUGACCUCUGCCAUCGCUGGAACCUACAGAAGCACAAGCAAAAAGCCGAAUGACCGAUUGGAUGUUAUGUUGAAACGGAUUGGCCUGUCUCUGUAAUGGAACGAUUUGUUUAAAGAGCAGAGAGAGAGAACUUUGAGCAUUUCAAGGAGUGUUAUGCCAACCCUGGCAGAUGGGUGCUGGUACUUGUCUUUGAACUCUAUUUGAAUGUGCUUUAAAUCCUAAGUAGAGUGAUGUGCUUGUUGCAGUUCAACAAAAAUACCCUAUUGUUGACCAUUGCUAGAGACCCACCUCCUAAAAUCUCUGCACUAAAUAAGUUUCCUCUUCCGUCAUUUAAGGAAUGAGGAGGGGGUGCUGUACUGACCUGGCUGUGGCCCCUGAGAAAUAAAGAGCAUUAGUAGUAGUAUUUAAGAGAAAACAUGCUUACAUCCCAAUACGUCACAAGAUUCCACGUUAUCGUUUUCUUUUCAAGGUGAGGACAGAUCGCUAAAUUAAGCAAAAUGAAGGUAGGACAGUACCCCUCUGUCACAUGGUUCAAAACACUGCUAAAAUAUAAUUUUUAAAAGGAAGGCUUCAAAGGACAGUUUCAGAGUAGUCAUAUUCUUUGACAGGGGAAAAAGGCUACAAGGGAAUCCAGCCCGAGGAACAAGAGUUUUAGCUCCUGUGCAUAAAAUCCACCUGGAGGUAACUAAGUGAACAACUCUGAUGUAGGUCAGCAAACAUAGAUUACCACUGAUGGGCUGAUUUUCUCAGGGGCUUAGACAGACUCUUCCUCCCGGCAUCUGGUAUAACCUUUGAUCUCACCGUAUACCUUUCCUAUGCGUAGAAUGAGCAUCUUUAUCAAAUUAUGCUUCUCCCUAUCCUUGGCUUCCUCUGUCAUGAAAGUGGGGAGAUUCUUCAGGGGUUCCCUAUACCAAGAAUGAGGAGAGCGUCUUUCCCUUUCUUAAGUCAAUCCCAUACAAUAAGUAUGCGUUCUCAAUUCAUCAAUAAGAAAAGUGGAGCCAGUAGACUUGAAAAAUCGCUUCCUCAGAAAUGAUAAGCCAGGUCUAGCGGACGGCAUCAUGUUGUCCAUAUGGGAUAAAGACUCAUUCUGCCCAAAGCGGCCUGUCAGUCAUUCAGGAAGCCAGCUGUUCUUGCCCAGAAGGGUUUGUCUAGUGUGCUUUUUUGAAACAUAUGCAAGAGUGAAAAGAGGCCAAGGAAAUAUUGUUCAUCGGUUGGUAGAGAUUAGGCUGACGACGAGAGUGUCUCCCCUGCAGAUGACUCGUUUCUGAGGUAGGAUGGGAAGGGAAAUUGCAGCUGGGAUUAAUGAGCAGAUCUCUCUAUUUUCACAUUUCAUUGUUAGGGUGCCAUGUUCUGCCUAGAAUGAGAGAAAUGCAAAUGACCCUUCUGCCUGCCUCUGUGAAGCACACACACACACACACACACGCACACGCACA